Molecule: messenger RNA, 1137 nt
Organism: Diaporthe citri
Lineage: Eukaryota; Fungi; Ascomycota; Sordariomycetes; Diaporthales; Diaporthaceae
Exons: 1
Coding region: 1-1137 (378 amino acids)
Biological process (GO): secondary metabolic process
Cellular component (GO): cytosol; cytoplasm
Molecular function (GO): hydrolase activity; carboxy-lyase activity
Source: RefSeq, a predicted model, not a curated record
AUGUCGCCCUACAGCAGCAUCAUCGUCCUCGUGCUCUGCACUCUGGCUGUCGCGCAAGUCCAGACAUACACCCCAGAGGAGGAAAUCAUCAAUUCCGGCCGUCCCACCUUCUAUGACCUCACUCCCUCCAUUCCAGGGAAGCUCGCACUGGAAGAGCAUGUUGGGAACACCCUUUUCUCGGGAACGUUUACAACUCCGUUUGUCAACUACACCAACGAGGUCAACUUCGACCUUCCCGAGUAUGUCUCCGACGUGCUGGCGCGGAUCACCAACAUCGACUCUCGCGUCGCAGCCAUGGAUGCCGCGAACAUCACCAAGACUGUGCUUCUUUACGGCGCGCCGGGCAUUCAAGGCGUGUUCAACACUACUUUCGCUGUCGAGGCAGCCAAGUUCGUCAACGAUGAAAUCGCACGGGUCUACUCUCGCGGUAAUUACAGUGACCGGUUCGACUUUUGGUGCAGUAAUGCCCUCCAAGAUCCGCCCAGCGCGGCGGCAGAACUAGAGCGAUGUGUCAAGGAGCUAGGCGGCGUGGGGAGCUUCGUGGGUGGCUACACGAACAACGGCUCAGCAGACAGCGUCGUGUACCUGGACCAUCCUAGCAACCGGGUCUUCCUCGAGAAGGUCGUCGAGCUGGACGUACCAAUCUACUUGCACCCCCGAACGCCUCCGCCGGGCCAGCAGCUGGUAUAUGAAGGCUACAACUUCCUUGCGGGAUCUGCAUGGGGUUUCUCCUCGGAAACAGCAGCACACGCACUACGGCUCAUGGUCAGCGGAGUGUUCGAUGACUUCCCCACGCUGAAGAUCAUCCUCGGCCACUGCGGUGAGGGCCUGCCGUUCUUCCUACCUCGGAUCAACCAACGAAUCAGGCACUUCGUGCACUAUUGGGAGGGUAAACAGACACCCCAGUACUACUGGGAAAACAACUUCUAUGUGACGACCUCGGGGGUGCAGGACUCAGGAACGCUGCUAGACACCUUGAGGUGGACAGGCGAGGAUCGGGUCAUGUUUAGCGUGGAUUAUCCCUUCGAGGAUGAUACGGAGAUUGCGACCUGGUUCGAUCGACUGGAGAUGAACACGCACACAAAGAAAAAAAUGGCAUACGAAAAUGCGAGGAGGAUAUUGAGACUAAGCGAUUAG